AACUAACCUCAAAAUAAAAUAUCAACAUGAAUAAAUAAUCAAAUUGUUUAUAUACCGUUAGCAAAAAACAUCGAUGGUGAAAAUGUUGUAAAUAACUAGAUAUCAGAUGAAAAAUGGUUAAAUAUGAUUCAUGAUUUGAAGAAUACAUUACUUUCAUUAAAGUAGUUAUAGUUUACAUUGAAUCGUGAAGUUUACCUAUUAAAAAGCCGGAGAUAUAUCUAAAAAAUUAAUAAAAUUUAAUUGCAUGAUUUAUUGAACAAUCAAUAACAAAGAGUGCGUUUAUUAUUUUUUAAUUGCACAGUGUAUAUUACUAAUUGUCUAAGAUGAGAGCAAUAAAAUCGAGGACCCGAUAGAACAGACUGUGAAUAAAAUUCUCAAAAAUUGACUUCGCUGAGUAAAUUAUCAAUUUUAGCGUUUGAUGUGAAUUACUUCUCAGUGAACUCGAAAGUAUUCCACGAAAUAUAAACAAUGGAUUCUGGAACAUCCGAAAGCGAAAUCAUUGAAGAGUACGUCAUAGAAUAUUACGAAACAACCGAUGGGCAAGGGAAAAGCCCAAAAAGCAACGGAGACAAUAAUCCUAAAGAAUCUAAUGCAGAAAAAUCUGCAACUUCAGAAAUGGAAAAAAGACCUCAGAUUUACACCUGUUACGUCAAAGAAGAACCCAGAACAAUCGAGGAAGAUGUCCCAAGUACUUCUCAUGAUGAGAUUCCUGCCAGCAGAAGUACACACGAAUCAAUUGUUGAUGAGCCAAUUUCUUCCAAUUCAAUGUCACCCAUGCCAGUAAUGCCCGAGACAUAUAUUCCCGAAACUAUUGUACCAGAUUUUAUUUCUUCAGAGACAAAUAUUACUUUAGAACCUCGAAAAAGAGGCAGGCCAAAGAAAAAGCCAAUAUCGGUUUUAACGCCAAUGGAAAUUUCAAAUAAUCACGAUGCAAGAAGCGUUGGGGAAACUUUGGAAUCUAUGAGUGAACAUUUAUACGCUGGUUUUCUUGGGCGAACGAGAAGAACUACUCGGCAGAAUCUGGAGGAAGCGGAUGGAAAGGGAUCGAGUGAAGAGAGCGAACCGGAAGAUGAUGAUGAUUAUUCUACGAGAAGAGGAAGGCCGUUUGGUAGUGUGAAAAAUCGAGGAAGAGGAAGAGGAAGGUCACGAGCUAGAGGAACGGGAUCAGGAAGAGGAAGGGGAAGGAGAAGCAAAAGUAAAAAAGAAGUUAAUGAUAGUCUGAUUGCUGUAGAUAUUGAAGAACCUGAAUUGGAAGAGGAGACACAUCAAUUUUCAGGGGCUGAACCUUCUGCUAAUUUCAGCCCUAAAGUUUGUUCCAACGUUCGAUGCGCAAAAUGCCAAGAAGAAUUUCCAAAGAGGGAAUGGAGUAGACACAAUUUGUUGAGGCACAAUGAUACCGCAUGGCUUGAGGGUCAACCGCCUGUGGAUUACGAUGCUGAUGAGAAAUUGCUAAAGAAGAUAUUGAUGAUCGCGAUAAAAAAGAGGAAGGGUCAACUUUCUUGUGAACAGUGUGGAACAAUAAAACGCAGUGUCGUAGGUUUUUUGUCUCAUACCCGAUUUUGCGGCAAAACAGAAUCAGAAAGGCAAGACUUGAUGGUCCAAUGCCCGAGGUGUAUGUCGAGUGUAAAACCGACUUCGAUGUACACUCACGAACGCAACUGCCAAAGAGAAAAAGUGCCUCCAAGUCUUGGUACAUUUUACGAAUCGGAAGAAAAUCCAGAGCUCAACACAAGCCAAGGCAAAUCCAAACGCAGAGCCGCAGAAAAGGCGGUUUCGAAAAUUUCUGAAUUUACAACUGCAGUUAGAGCCAAUGCGGAAGAAGUUACACCACAUACCGUUAAAUACUUCAUUCAGAAACCGGCUCUAGAGAGAAAAGUUAGAGGAACUUUAAGAAAUGCUUUUUACAAUGACUUAGAUCUUUCGGGAAAAGCCGAUUGUCGACAACCAGGAUGCCAAUUUUCCGGAACAACGCUGGAAAGUAUUUGUGAACAUUAUGCCAAAUGCAACUUUGAAGUUCAAGAAAAUUAUAUCUGCAGAAUAUGCAAUUUCCAUUCGUUGAUACACAAGGAAAUUAUGGAUCACGUAUUAGAAAAACAUUCGAAGGCAGAUGCGUCGGAUAAUUACGCUGAACCUGAUCCUGAUCAUCACAUGAAGAGUGAAGAUAGUUCGGAGGGAAGUGAUCCAGAACCUGAGAAUCCCGAGAAUAUCAGAAGGAGAAUUGCCUCUAAACUUCGAUUUAUACCGGAAGCCUCUGAAGAUAGAUUACGAGCCUACAAAGCAGAAUUCUUGGACAUGGAGCCGCUGCAGAAUGCGAAGAAAAAUGUACCUUAUACUGCAGCCUAUCGAUGGACUCUUAACUUUGAACUAGAAAAUUAUCAAUUGGAAUUGUUUAAAGAUUUAUUGCCAAACGACUUCAUUCCACUGAACAAAGAAGAAGGCGAGACCUUUUUGCCCGAACUUCGGCGAUCAAUGGCAAUGCAAAAGAACAUUUCUGAUACUUCAGAGUUUGGUAAUUCAGAAACACGCACGGAAUGGAGUUAUUGGCAGAAAUUUGAAGGAAGAUUGGAGGAAGGAGUCCCAACAUUUUUUGUUGGUGGACCAGUAUGGGCUCUUGCUUGGUUACCGAUACCAAUUCCGAUGUAUUCUCAUCAGCCAAUCCAGUAUUUAGCAGUGAGCACUCAUCCUACUAUGGAGAGUGAAUACUCAGUCGGCCAAGCCUACUCUGGAAAAAAUGUGCUACAGAUCUGGAAUUUGGGAAGCUUACACCAACAAACGAGUGUGCUUUUUGUCCCGGAACUUUCAUACGCUGUUGCUCAUAAUGGAGGUACUGUUUGGUGUAUGGAAUGGUGUCCUUCAGGAUGUUACCAAGAUCAGAGAAUUGUCAAAUUUGAAAAAGAGCCAAAUAAAGCAAAAAGAAUGGGUUUAUUGGCUGCUGCUUGUUCUGAUGGAUUUGUACAUAUUUAUUCGCUUCCAUUCCCAGAAGAACUGACGAUUUCGCCAAAGGAGAAAAAUCAACUUCCAGUUUAUAAAGCAAAUCCUGUACAGUUACUUGUUGUAAAUAUUGCUUUGACUGAAAGGGAAAAGCAAACUUGGCAGUGUACGAAAUUAAGCUGGACGAAGGAAAAUGGACACAAUAUACUAGCUGCCGGGUUUUCGAACGGAUAUAUCGCUCUUUGGAAUCUUACAACGCAGUCUUCGCUUUUAAAGAAGAAACAAGGAAGUACAACUCUCCUCAACUCAUUUCGCCAUUUCUACGCGCAUCAUCAUUCCGUUUCCAUGAUAUCGAUGAUUCCUUAUGGAGAAAAAAGAUUUUUGGCGUCUGCAGGGAUUGAUAGAUGCUACAAAGUUUGGGAUUUGGAACAACCAAAUUGUGUGGAAUGUGUGACGACUAGGGGAUUGGCAGUUGAUGGUGCUUGGAUGAAUAACUGGCCCUGUGCUGUCCUCAGUUAUGAUGACGCAUUAGGAUUGAGUCACACGAAUUCACAACUUAUUCCAUUGAGGGAACACUCCUACAAAUAUUUUCCUAUUUUAGCCACAAAUUCUGCAACAUACGCAAUUAGCGUGAGCGAUCAUGCAAAUGCGAUCGCGCAAGGAAAUCAGGCGGGAGAAAUUGUUACAAUUUUCCCGCAUCAAGUUCUGUACAAGGAUAUAGAAAACUAUCUAAACAAAAAGCGAUGGCUGUGUUCCUACGUCCAAGUAACUGAUUUUAAAUCCUCUGAAAAUGUUGAGGAUGAUUCAAGCAAAAUAGAGAAGAAGGAAUAUCGUUAUAAACCAGCGACUUACUCAGAGUGCUCGGAACGAUUCGGAAUUUCCUUUUCUGACGAUUUUAAAACCUUUAGAACCUGCAAAGCGAAGCAGUUAAAAGAAAAAGUUAUGCCUACAGAUCAACUUGAAACUGUUUCAGUUGAACAGUAUCCAUUCGCAUCAGUCAAUCGCAUCUCGUGGAAUCCAAAUGCAUGGAGUUAUUUGUGGUUCGCAGCAGGAUAUCAAAAUGGAUUUAUAAGAAUCCUUAAUUUCAAUUCCACAGUAAAUACAGAUCUGCUGAAGAAAUGUUUGCCUCGAUUUUCGAAUCAAAUGCGUGAUAAACAUAAGAAAUUGAACGAGAAUAAUAGACCCGAAGGAAAUAAUGAGAAUGGCGAAGGGAGUGAAGAAGUCCUUAGAGUGCACCAAAAUUGAAGCUUCUCCAGUGGCCAGUUUAACCAUCCGGUGGUGAUACAAAAGUAAGUCUCGUGUGGUGCCACAUGAUGAACUCGAUGAUGUCUUCUGGGCAAGAUGACUCGAUGUUCCUGCAGCCAAACGACCCAUCCGGGAAGUCCGAAAUAAGUGUGGGA
Belonocnema kinseyi is the source of this 4331-nucleotide messenger RNA. RefSeq lists its product as uncharacterized. Gene Ontology annotation, molecular function: protein binding. Gene Ontology annotation, biological process: transcription by RNA polymerase III. The record is from RefSeq and is a predicted model, not a curated record. Lineage: Eukaryota; Metazoa; Arthropoda; Insecta; Hymenoptera; Cynipidae. Gene Ontology annotation, cellular component: transcription factor TFIIIC complex. The coding region runs from base 469 to 4176 and encodes 1235 amino acids. The transcript is spliced from 22 exons.